Molecule: messenger RNA, 1896 nt
Organism: Ogataea philodendri
Lineage: Eukaryota; Fungi; Ascomycota; Pichiomycetes; Pichiales; Pichiaceae
Exons: 1
Coding region: 1-1896 (631 amino acids)
Biological process (GO): DNA-templated transcription
Cellular component (GO): RNA polymerase III complex
Molecular function (GO): single-stranded DNA binding
Source: RefSeq, a predicted model, not a curated record
AUGACGGCACGAGAAGGAGUUCCUACGGAGCUUCCUUCGUCUAUGAAGACUAAAUCGCCAGAGUCGUUUUUGUUCACGUCUCUUUUAAAGCUGUUUUUAGGAGAACAGGCUGCAUACGUGUUUGGAAUUCUGCUAGAUCACAAACGUCUAACACUGUUCCAGCUUCAAAAAUACAGCAAGUUGAAGCUUUCACCACUGAAGAAGAUUCUAGUUUCGCUCAUACAGCUCGAGUGUGCUGUCUAUUUUGAAGAAAAUAAUUACAUCACCGAGAGAUCGCAAACCUACUAUUCGUCUUCGUUCAACGGUUGUUACAAGUUUCUCUAUGCAAAUUCCAUCAUCAACGAUAUUGCUCGUGACUACGGUGAUCUCCAUGCUACAAUUAUUGAGCAAGUUCUUGUCAAUGGUCAUUUGACCGCUGGCGAGUUCGUGAUGACAGCUGAUGGAGAAGAUCAAGCCAGAAAGAUUGAAAGUGCGUUUUCGUCGCUGGUGAACGAUAGCUGGAUCGUCGCUAUCGAUAAUACACACACCCAAAACAAGUUCGAUGUCUUUAAAAAGAUGUAUGAGCAACAAACCGCAGCGUUCAACUCGGAAAAUGCAGGUAAGGUCAUUUCCCAAUCGAAAAAGCUACAAAUGAUAAAAGACGAAGCACGUAGAAAGCACCAGCAACUAAUACACGAAGGGAAGUCCAAAGCACACCUUUUUGUUAACGACUCUACUGCCAUGUUCCCAAAGGUUGAUCCAGAAGUUCCUUUAGCAUUCAACUUCGAGCGGUAUUUGAAAAGAUUACGCUCGUUGCACUUCGCUUCCGAAGCAAAGCAUAAAGUGGGCACAGUAUCUUCUAAGAUCUACGCACUCAUCUUGAAUCGCGUGGAAGCCAAAUCCACCGACGUUCAAAGUCGAGAACUCGAGCUGGAAAGGUUUCUAUCCAAUAUGGGCCAGUCUGCUGUUGGGUUAGACCCGCGCAUCAUUGCUCAGAUCACAGGUCGGAAAGAAUUAAAGGACCAGGAACGAGGCAUGAAUAUCAGUGUGAACGAUGUUUACAAGGAAUUGGUCAGAAACGGAGAAAAAUUCAAUGUUUCAACAAAAAGUGUUAUGAACACCAUUGCUGAUCCGUCUGCAGAAACUGGACGGAAGAGAUCCAAGGAAAACAGUGGUAAUCCUGGUGUCAAGAGGGUGAAGCUUGAACUAGAUGAAGUUUUUGAAAGACUCGAGUCUCCGGAGGUGGAGUCUGAGGACGAAAAAGAUGGCGAUUAUCCAAGUGCCAAAUUAAUGGCUACUAUUCUACACCAUUUGAAACUGUUGGCGGCUGAUUCUGAAUUCCCAUUUCUUUCCGAAACAGACAGCGGACAAUUUCACGUGCCAUUUACUAGACUUUCACCUAUCAUUGCCAAGCACGCCUUCAAACAGUAUGUCAAGGCUACCAUGGGGCAGGACGCAUUGAAAGUUUUGAACUGCAUUGAGGAUAAACGUCUCACCGAUGAGAAGGCUAUCAGCAAGUCUGUUUUGAUGAAAGAGACUGUUGUCAGAAACGUUUUGAGUCGGCUGUUGAGUUUCAACGUGAUUGAACUACAGGAAAUCCCAAAGACUCAGGACCGUUCAGCAAUGCGUGCCGUUUAUGCAUUUAGAUUCAAGCCGCAAUCUGCUAUCCAGAUGUUCAAAAAGUCCAUAAUGUACAAUUUGGGACAAAUCCUCGAAAAAAUGGAACAACACAAACAGCAAAAUAGCAUCCUUCUUGAUAAGAUUGGCAGAGAAGAUGUCAAAGGAAGAGAAGCAGAGUUGUUACUUCCUUCUGAGUUGAAACAACUAGCACAAUACUAUGAUUACGAGCGAACUUGUAUCACAAGAUUUGGAAGACUUCGAACCGCAAUUGAUGUUUUCGAGUUUCUAAUAGCAUAA